UUCGUUCCAUGGUUUUCAAUUGUUUUUUCUAAAUGUUUUUCAUCGAGCAAAAUAUUUAAUGUACUAAACGUCAAAAUUUUUUCAACUAAUUCGUUUUUAUUUCCCUGAAAACAUAUAUUACGAGUAAUGAACGCGUAUUGGAUUUGUUCCGAAUUUAUUCGCUAGUAUCAUUGUCAUCACUUUCACUUUUACACGAUUUGCUUUAAUAGUGGUUUUAGUGUGCAUACUCUGCAUCGAGGUGCAGUUGCCAUGGAUGACACCAUGUCGACCCUAACGAAAAUGACCCGCACGGUAAAAAAACUGGAGGUGCCCAGACCCCUAAAAUCAACGACCAGCUCUGCACACAACCGUAACUCUGUACUAGACGUCAAAAUCAACUCUGCUGAUGACCUAAUAGUGUUGACUGAAGCUGUCGCAUAUCAAAUGAUGCAGGGCAAUUAUGACCGUGCGCUUCAAAGUAAUGUGGCCACCAUGUACUCUAAUUUAAAACUCUAUGGCGCCCAGCUCGAGUCCCUUUAUAAAGACUUUCUUGAUAGAUAUUUUGUUGUAUUCCGCAAUGGCUCUCAGGAUGAGCGUUUAGAUAAAAAGACACGUCUUCACCUCCUAGAACUAAUUGAGCUGCGUGCUAAACUUUGGCAAGGUUCUGAUUAUAUGAGUCAGUAUUACAGGCACCGUGGCACGCAUGCUGAGCCACUAUUGGUGCCCACAAUGGAGGGGUCGGGCACGGGCGGCUCGGUGUCCCCCACGCUGGCUGCGCCUCCCGAGCCGCCCACACUUCUUGGCCCUGGUGAAGUCAUCAAACCAUCUGGCAAGUUCCCCAAACCAACUAAGAUUCCCGGCAAGAAUUAUUCCAAAGAUGAAGUAGUCAUCAGGAAUGCUGAUUCUGGAAAAGUGAUGGGUAUCAAGGGCAGGAGGGUGCACAUGAUCGAGGAGCUAAGUGAUACGAUUAUAUCGUUUCAGCGAGUGAGUCCCGGAGCAAAGGAGCGUCUCGUACAGAUUACUGGGCCGAAUGAGGAGAAUGUGAACCACGCGAAACAUCUGAUCGGCGACACGAUCCGGCGCAACGCGUCCCCGGUGCGGCUGGACGGCGCGGAGGCGGGCCUGCGCGCCAGCCGCGCCUCGCUCGACUCCAACGGCUCCGACGACUCGCCGCGCGCCCGCGAGAAGUCUCCUCACAACAAUUCCCGGGCGCUUCUUCAUAGUUUCUCCACAAAUGAUGCCGCGUUGGGAGAAUAUAAAUACACUGUGACUUUUGGGCAACAUUCCAUUAAGAUCACGGGUAACAACUUGGAUCUUGUUAAGACGGCGAAGCUGGUGCUGGACGAGUACUUCGAGAGCGCAGGCGCGCUGGAGGCGCUGGGCGCGGGUUCAGGCGACUUCUUCACGCUGUCGCAGCGGCCCGGCGCCGCGCUGCUGCUACGCGACGACGCCGCGCUCAACGGCGCCGACGAUGACGUCUUCGCGCCGCUUGACCAUGACGAACACGCCGACGCCGCGGUGUGCGCGGCCGACGGGGAUGCAACACCGCGCCGGCCGCGUUUUUCUCGCGCCGCCAGCACUGACAAGCACCAAGGCGGGGCGUCGGGCGCACGGCAGACGUACACGUACGAGACUCUGGUGCAGUACGCCGACUCGCCGCUAAGCAAGCUGCCGCCCGCCGGGCUCGCCGGUUUCCCGCCCGAACUGGCUCGCAAGAAUGGGUAUUCGAGAGGGGUUCGCUACAGAGUUGCCUGGAGUUCGACAGCGCCAGCUACUUGAAGAAGGUGCGGGCAGCAGCCGGCACCACCGUCGCAUCCGUAGAUGCGCCCGAUUCACCUGAGCCCGAGUAAUGACAAAUGCUGUCACCUUUUCGUCGCCGAUAAAAUUGGCACCACUUUUUUUUUAUUUUAUUUUCAUUCCUAGGUCUAGGAACUAGCACGCAAUUUCACAUUUUAAAAAUCACGGCAGUGAAUAUUAAUUUGAUUAGGAUAUCGCAGCAGCUUUAGAGUACAGCUGUGGACACCUCGUGUCUAUAUAUUAUUAAUAUAGCAUCCCUCAUUUUUCUUUAUUAUUGUAAAGAGAAUUGUGUGAUGCCCUUAGUACUUUUAAGUCACCGUCUAGUUUACAGCCGUCCGCUGUGCGUUCAUGCACAAAUUUUUCACUCACUAAUCUUAGUGGACUUACUGUAAAAGUAUUAGCACACCAAAAUAUUUAUUUUUGUAGUACCUAGCGGCAUAUCUCAUUUUGUGAACGAAUAUUAUUUUGUAUCAAUUUAAUUCCAUUUAUAGCUGUUGCAAGUGUAUUUUGUGGGAUGGUCAAAAUCAUACGAUGAAAAUUCACUAUACAAUUACUAUACAUUUUCCAUCAGAAAUGCCUUAAUGUCCAAUAUGCAAAUGGAACCGAUGUCUGAAUUUUGAAAAAAAAAAUCUCGUAAAAUGAGAGUUGAAGAAAAUAUGUGGUAUUUUUUUGAAUCUCUUUGUUACUGAUUAGCAUUUAUAUAAUCUUGAAAGUUAUACACAUCGCGUUAUAACACCAUUUUGCUUUUCAAAGUUUUACAAUUCCCACAUUAUUAUAGGUAGAUACUAAAAAGUGUUUUGCACGCAAUAUAACUGAAUUGUAGGCAUCCGAUAUUGUGUGAUUUUGUACAUUGGAUAUUGGAUUAAUUCUGAAGAGGAUUUUUUGAUCUCCUAAAGAUUAAAUUUUUCAAAUCUGCAGUCAAGCAGAAAUAGGUUUAUUGUGUGAUUAACUUAAAGACAAGUCAUUGAUACAUCACGCUGAAAAUUUACUAUAUCGACGGUCGCCAAUAUAUUGUAUAUGGCGACGUGUAGUUAGCACAAAUAUUAUAUUAUGAGCUUACAAUAAGAAAACAAUGGUCGAUAAACUCGAACUUGACGUCUCCACUUGAAAUGUUUUAAGAAUACGUUUAACUUUAUACGCAAGCGAAUAUAUCGUUUCCAUUUUUUUUUUUGUUUUCUUAAUUUGUGUUGUAUAUAUUGACUUUUUGACGUUCCGGAUGUCAGAGUGAUUCCAUUUAUUUUAAGAAGAAUGCAUGCAUUUCUUUGUGUGUUUGUAUACUCAUUUACAGAUUUUGUAUCUAGUGUCUAGUCCUGACGCGUAGAUGUGUCGAUUCUCAAUAUAUUGUAAGCUCAAGAGAGCCUGUCAAUCAAUAUAUAAAUAUUGUUUGAUUAUUCGUAUAGCUAUAUAGAUGAAAAUGUUAAUUCCUCUAAUAGUAGUUCUUUCGAUUGAACAGAUUGUAUUAGAAUUUUUGUGUCUCUAUAUCUGUGGGCAGAAAUUCGUAAAAGUAACUGUUAUGAAAGCCAAUUUUCUGAUCUGUAAAAUUGAAAUUUUAUAUUUAUAUUAUUAUUCAAAGCUAUUUAUAGUGAAAAAUUUUUUACGUUUAUUAUCACAAUAUAUUAGUUUUGACUAUAUAUAUAUUUUAAUACUUCACUUUAGAAUAAUGAGUUUUGCUAUAAUAUCAAAUUGAAUUUUAGAGAUAGGGAUUGGUACUUUAAAAUUGACCAAAACUUUUCAUAUAUACAUGCCAAUGUUGACAAACAAACAAAACCUAUACAAUAAGGCAUCUCACAAGUCCAGUCCUGGAUUUCACAUAAAGGAAAUGUAAGCAACUGUUAUAUAGAUAGCGUUCGGUGACAUUUUACUUUCCAAAGAGAAAAUGUAACGGAUUGCCCACCUGUUUGAUCAAAAGAACAAAUUGAAGAAAAGGAAUAAUCAUUGUUAAAAAAAAUAUAGUUUUAUAAUUGUUAUAUUAUUAGAGCUUUUAAAUAAACACGCUGUGCACUAAACCAAAAAUAAAUUUUGUGAAUCGUUAUAAUCUAUUUAUAUAGUAUACUAACAGACGUAGGUACUGUAAUAUUGUAGUAGUGAGGUGAUUGCCAGGCUUUCUUUUAUAAACUUCUAAAUCGUAAAGGAUUAAAAUCAUUUGACUAUAACGAAAUAUAGACGUGGAAAGAAAGACUGUUCGCGGUGCGUAUGUAACCUCAUUUAAAUAAUUAGGUACCUGCAAUAUAUGCUUCAUCACUCGCUUCUCUUGUUCCUGCACUCGUUUUUUUAAUUUGUACAGUUAGAUAUGAGUAUAAUAUUUUUUUGCACCUUUCUAAAGUUUAUCGUGUUCAAGGCCAUAAUUAUGUUAGUUAUUUCGAGUUUAAUUCAGAUUUCAUCCUGCAAUACAGCCGACGAUCAGAGCAGUGAGUGAUAUCGCAUGUAAUUAUGAAUUGAAUAUCGACAGCUAUACUCUUUUACUUGGUGCUUAUUACUUUGGAAAAGUAUUAUCGUUGAAUUUGUAAUAAAAUUUUAUGUUUACAUUUUUGUUUUUAUGUCAAAUAUAAAUAUGAUUAUACAUUUUGGAAAAAUUGAUAUACUAAAUUUUCUAAUA
Galleria mellonella (greater wax moth) is the source of this 4372-nucleotide messenger RNA. RefSeq names its product eukaryotic translation initiation factor 4E-binding protein Mextli (gene mxt). The record is from RefSeq and is a predicted model, not a curated record. Gene Ontology annotation, biological process: positive regulation of translation; regulation of formation of translation initiation ternary complex. Gene Ontology annotation, cellular component: cytoplasm; RNA cap binding complex. Bases 250 to 1758 code for a protein of 502 amino acids. Gene Ontology annotation, molecular function: eukaryotic initiation factor 4E binding; RNA binding; translation initiation factor activity. NCBI's taxonomy places the organism in Eukaryota, Metazoa, Arthropoda, Insecta, Lepidoptera, Pyralidae. The transcript is spliced from 14 exons.